Molecule: messenger RNA, 2463 nt
Organism: Cynoglossus semilaevis (tongue sole)
Lineage: Eukaryota; Metazoa; Chordata; Actinopteri; Pleuronectiformes; Cynoglossidae
Gene: exoc7
Product: exocyst complex component 7
Exons: 22
Coding region: 168-2357 (729 amino acids)
Biological process (GO): exocytosis
Cellular component (GO): exocyst
Molecular function (GO): phosphatidylinositol-4,5-bisphosphate binding
Source: RefSeq, a predicted model, not a curated record
GAAAAUUCGGACCGAUCAUUCUCACGUGACGUCAGAUGCUAAUGAACGUAGCUUCCCUGUUAGCUUAGCUUGAGCCUGUGAGCGUCGAUGUUGUCGUUUCAAAUGCUUUUACCAGUUGAACAGUUUAAUUAAUCUGUAUUUGAAUUAAACUACCAUAACCUCCGGUGAUGGGAAUCUCGUCCAGGAUGAUUCCCACCGAGGACGCCUCCGCCCGGAAACGGGAGAUAGAAGAGAAGCUGAAGCAGGAACAAGAGACACUAUCCUUCGUCAAGGAAAGCCUGGAGAAGAGUGAUCAGCUGACCAAGGGCAUGGUCUCCAUCCUGUCGUCCUUUGAGAGUCGUCUGAUGCAGCUGGAAAACUCCAUCAUCCCCGUCCACAAGCAGACGGAGAACCUGCAGCGGCUGCAGGAGAACGUGGACAAGACCCUGUCCUGUAUGGACCAUGUCAUCAGCUACUACCAUGUGGCCAAGGACACAGACAGGAUCAUCAGAGAGGGACCCACGGGCCGACUGGACGAGUAUCUGUCUUGCAUUGCCAAGAUCCAGAAGGCGGUGGAGUAUUUUCAGGACAACAACCCUGACAGUCCUGAGCUGAACACCGUGAAAGCGCGUUUUGAGAAAGGUAAGGAGCUGCUGGAGGCGGAGUUUCGCAGCCUGCUGACGCGUUACAGCAAACCUGUUCCUCCAAUCCUCAUCCUGGACGCCAUCACUGUGGACGAGGAGCUGGAGGUGCAGGAGGAGGUGGUGCUGGAACAUCUACCUGAGGCCGUACUUCAGGACGUCAUCUGCAUCGCCGGCUGGCUGGUGGAGUACGGACGCAACCAGGAUUUUAUGAACGUCUACUUCCAGAUUCGCUCUAAUCAGCUGGAUCGAUCCAUCAAAGGUCUGAAGGAUCACUUCCGUAAGAACAGCGCCUCCUCUGGGAUCCUCUACUCACCGGCAGUCCAAACUAAACGCAAGGACACACCCACUAAGAAGGCUCCAAAGAGACCAGUCUACAUCCCAGGGACUAUUCGAAAGGCUCAGAACCUUCUGAAACAGUACUCACAGCAUGGGCUGGAUGGGAAAAAGGGGGGUUCUAACCUCACCCCACUGGAAGGUUACGAUUACGACCUGCGGGUCAAACACCUGUCUGACGCCCUGACAGAGAAGCACGGGGCAGCACCAGGGAAGGACGACGUCCUGGACAUCGAGAUCGACUCCUACAUCCACUGCAUCAGUGCCUUUGUGAAGCUGGCUCAGAGUGAAUACGCCCUGCUGACAGAAAUCAUCCCUGAACAUCACCAGAAGAAAACCUUCGACUCUCUCAUCCAGGAGGCGCUGGACAACCUGAUGCUGGAGGGAGACAACAUCGUGUCGGCGGCUCGUCGAGCCAUCAUGCGUCACGACUACUCUGCUGUUCUCACCAUCUUUCCCAUCCUGAGGCAUCUGAAGCUGAACAAGUCUGAGUUUGACACCACCCUGCAGGGGACAGCAGCGAGCACCAAGAACAAGCUGCCUACACUCAUCACCUCCAUGGAGACCAUCGGAGCUAAAGCUCUGGAGGAGUUUGCAGACAGCAUCAAGAACAACCCGGAUAAAGAAUACAACAUGCCUAAAGAUGGAACGGUCCAUGAGCUGACCAGCAACGCCAUCCUGUUCCUGCAGCAGCUGCUGGACUUCCAUGAGACGGCAGGAGCCAUGUUGGCCUCCCAAGUUCUGGGCGACACUUACAAUAUUCCUUUAGACCCUCGAGAGAGCAGCUCAGCGUCCAGCUACACCUCUGACUUCAACAAAAGACUCCUCAGCUCCUACAUAUGUAAAGUUCUAGGGAACCUUCAGCUCAAUCUACUUAGUAAAUCCAAGGUCUAUGAGGAUUCUGCUCUCAGUGCCAUUUUCCUCCACAACAACUACAACUACAUCCUCAAGUCACUGGAGAAGUCAGAGUUAAUCCAGUUGGUGACAGUGACCCAGAAGAAAGCAGAAAGUUCCUACAGAGAACUGAUUGAGCAGCAGAUCCAGAUGUACCAGCGCAGCUGGCUGAAGGUCCUGGAGCACCUGACAGACCGGAACAUGCCGGUGUUUCAGCCUGGAUCCAAGCUAAAGGACAAAGAACGACAGGUGAUAAAAGACAAAUUCAAGGGCUUUAAUGAAGGUCUGGAGGAAGUGUGCAAGACUCAGAAAGUUUGGGCUGUCCCUGACAAGGAGCAGAGAGAUUUCAUUCGUCAGGCUCAGAAGAAGGUGGUGUCACAGGCCUACACCUACUUCCUGCACCGCUGUGCAAACGUCUCCUUCACUAAAAACCCAGAGAAGUAUCACAAAUAUCGACCUGAAGACGUGGAGGAGAUGAUUGAAAAGCUCUUCGACACGUCGGCCUGAGGUUCCCGAUCCAGUGGCCUUUUGUUUUUGUACAAAAAGUCAAAUGUGUAUUUAUGUAAAUGAUUCACGUCAACAUUUCAGUGAUAUAAAGUUAAACUGAACCUGA